AUAGUACUUCAAAAUAACUCCAACGACCAUGUAAAUCUCUCUUACGUAUGAGCUGCACUGCAACCUACGCGUGCUUGACUUGCUUGGUAGUCGACCAGCAAUUAUUGUAAGGGAUUGGCCCUCAUCGCACUGCUGUCUCCGGCCCAAUGAUUUAGGCUUCUCAUCAAUGGAUUCUCUGUAUGACCAUUGACAAAUUCCAAACCGUGGCAUGUAUAGCCUCCGCCAAAGAACCCUUCUCCUUCUGCUUGUAUAAAGCUACCUAUAGCAGAAGAGGCUGAUCGGCUGAGCUCAUCGCACAAAAGAUAUAUAAGAACCACCAAUUGGUAACCACAAGCAAGCAAUAUAUAGAGAGUCAACCUUGCAGCGGCGAUGAAGAUAGUGCUUAAGGUGGCGAUCACCUGCAAGAAGUGCAAAACCUGCGUCCUUGGGAUCACCUCGAAAGUUAAUGGGAUCAAGUCCCUGACAUACGACGACGAGAAGAGCACUCUUACGGUGGUCGGAGACGUGGACGUGGUGGUCAUCGUGGACGCGCUGCGCAAGGCGAAGCAUCCGGCGGAGGUGGUGUCGGUGACCGACGAGAAGAAGGAGGCCGAGGAGAAGAAGAAGAAGGAGGAGGAAGAGAAGAAGAAGAAGGAAAAAGAGGAAGAGGAGAAGAAGAAAAGGUGCUGCCCCAAGCCGCCGUGCAAGCCGUGCCCUCCGCCUCCUUGCAGUCCGUGCCCUCCGCCUCCUUGCACGCCGUGCCCUCCUCCGCCGUGCCCUCUGCCACCGUGCCCACCGCCGUACCUCAAGCCGUGCUACAUCCCCAUCGAAGACGAGUAUCCCGGGCCCUGCACCAUCGUCUGAGACUGAGAGAGCAACACCGUGGCCAUCCAUACCAGUUCCUCGCUGAUGGAAAAGCCACCACGCACUCUUCCAGAAGAAGGCAUUUGAGUUUCAGCUGUAGCGCCAUGCGUCAAUCAUCGGUUUGGAAGAAAUGGUUUCCAAUUUUCCAUGCACAUUCUCUUUCUGUCCUUCUCGUUCUAUGGUUCUAGCGUGCUCUUUCUCCAUCUACCAUAUUAUUGUAAAUUGAUAGGUGUCUGAAUAAUAUGAUAUAACAGACACGUUCAGGU
Molecule: messenger RNA, 1109 nt
Organism: Zea mays
Lineage: Eukaryota; Viridiplantae; Streptophyta; Magnoliopsida; Poales; Poaceae
Product: metal ion binding protein
Molecular function (GO): metal ion binding
Source: RefSeq, marked validated